AUGGCUCCGAUCAGACCGCCAAUUUACUCGCAGGCUGUGCGCUUCGUUCUCGAUGUCGCCAACCGCCGCAGUCCGUUGUCCAAGCUUGUUCCUGUGGCUCUGCUGGCGCUGGACGCCGUCCUCUGCUGUCUGAUCAUAUGGAAGAUCCCGUACACCGAAAUCGAUUGGGUCGCAUACAUGGAGCAGGUCGGCCAGUUUGUCGCCGGCGAGCGCGACUACACUCAGAUGAAGGGCGGCACCGGCCCAUUGGUCUAUCCGGGCGCCCAUGUGUACACAUAUUCGGUGCUAUACUACCUCACCGACCAAGGCAGCAACAUCUUGCUGGCCCAGCAGAUAUUUGCGGGCUUGUACUUGUUCACACUGGCCGUCGUCAUGCGUUGCUACUGGCAGGCAGGAGCUCCCCCAUACGUCCUUCCGCUGCUUGUGCUAUCGAAGCGGCUCCACAGCAUCUACAUACUCCGCUGCUUUAAUGACGGCUUCGCCGCCCUCUUCCUCUGGCUCGCCAUUCUCCUGCUGCAGCAGAAGCGCUGGACGCUCGGCGCGCUCGCCUACUCCUGGGGCCUCGGCAUCAAGAUGAGCCUACUGCUCGGCCUGCCGGCCGUCGGUGUGGUGCUGUUCCUUGGCCGUGGUUUUGUCGGCGCUCUGCGCGCUGCCUGCCUCAUGGCCCAGCUGCAGAUCGCUCUCGCGGUGCCGUUUCUGGCCGCAAACCCGGCCGGCUAUCUUGGCCGUGCUUUUGAGCUGUCGCGCCAAUUCUUCUUCCGCUGGACCGUCAACUGGCGCUUCGUCGGCGAGGCCCGCUUCCUCAGUCGCCCCUUUGCCUUCGGUCUGCUCGCCCUGCAUGCCGCCCUGCUCGCCGUCUUUGCCACCACCCGCUGGCUGCGCCCGACUGGCCGCUCACCCGCAUCGCUCGUCCACACCGUGCUAGCCUCCCGCCGGCUGCCCUUUACCGACCGCGAAGAGCGCCUGCUCGCGCGCUCGGCUGCCUCGCCGCGCUACAUCGCCACCACCGUACUGACAGCCAAUGUCGUCGGCUUGCUAGCUGCCCGAUCGCUGCACUACCAGUUCUAUGCCUACCUCGCCUGGGCCACGCCGUACCUCCUGUGGCGCUCCGGCGCCCAUCCCCUCGUGCAGUACGGCCUCUGGGCCCUGCAGGAAUGGGCCUGGAACGUCUUCCCCAGCACGCCGCUCAGCUCAGCCGUCGUCGUCGGCAUCCUGGCUGUCACGGUCGCGCUAACCUGGUGGGGCGCCACUGAUGAGUACCGACAGGUGCUGCCGCUCGAAAAGGAUGAGGCCGUCAAGAGGAAAAAGUCUGCGGAGAUGUAA
Molecule: messenger RNA, 1323 nt
Organism: Grosmannia clavigera kw1407
Lineage: Eukaryota; Fungi; Ascomycota; Sordariomycetes; Ophiostomatales; Ophiostomataceae
Product: alpha-mannosyltransferase
Exons: 3
Coding region: 1-1323 (440 amino acids)
Cellular component (GO): endoplasmic reticulum
Molecular function (GO): dol-P-Man:Man(5)GlcNAc(2)-PP-Dol alpha-1,3-mannosyltransferase activity
Source: RefSeq, a predicted model, not a curated record